AUCACUCACUACUCAAAAUGCAUCGUCUGUCGACCACUUCAUCCAGGUCUCUCCGCCGUGCAGCUGCAAAAGCAGCCAAGCCCACGUUGGCUCGUGGUGCGCACAAGGAGAUCAAGUUCUCGAACGAGGGCAGAGCUAGCAUUCUCAAGGGUGUCGACGUCCUUGCCAAUGCCGUCAGCGUCACCCUUGGUCCAAAGGGUCGCAACGUCAUCAUCGAACAGUCGUUUGGUGGUCCCAAAAUCACAAAAGAUGGUGUUACUGUCGCAAAAUCUAUCACUUUAAAAGACAAGUUUGAGAACCUUGGUGCUCGCCUUGUCCAAGACGUUGCACAAAAGACAAACGAAAUCGCAGGUGAUGGAACAACAACCGCCACCGUCCUCGCUCGCGCCAUCUACUCCGAGGGCGUCAAGAACGUCGCGGCAGGCUGCAACCCCAUGGACCUCCGCCGCGGUUCCCAAGCAGCCGUCGACCGCGUCGUCGAGUUCCUCUCCGCCAACACAAAGACCAUCACCACCACCGCAGAGAUUGCUCAAGUCGCCACCAUCUCCGCAAAUGGCGACACCCACGUCGGCAACCUCAUUGCGCAGGCCAUGGAAAAAGUCGGCAAGGAAGGUGUCAUCACCGUCAAAGAGGGCCGCACAAUCGAGGACGAGAUCGAAAUCACCGAAGGCAUGCGCUUCGACCGCGGUUUCAUCUCCCCCUACUUUGUCACGGACGUUAAAUCGCAAAAAGUCGAGUUUGAGAAACCGUACAUCCUCCUGAGCGAGAAGAAGAUUUCCUUGCUCCAGGAUAUCCUCCCCUCACUCGAAGCAGCAGCCCAAGCCCGUCGUCCGCUCGUCAUCAUCGCAGAGGACAUUGACGGUGAAGCGCUAGCAGCGUGUAUCCUCAACAAGCUCCGUGGCCAACUCCAAGUCGCGGCCGUCAAAGCACCCGGGUUCGGAGACAACCGCAAGUCUAUCCUCGGAGACCUCGCCAUCCUCACGGGGGGCACCGUCUUCACCGACGAGCUCGACAUUAAACUCGAGCGCGCGACCGUCGACCUGCUCGGCUCCACCGGCUCCAUCAGCAUCACGAAAGAGGACACCAUCGUCCUCAACGGCGAAGGAUCAAAAGAUGCCAUCCAGGCCCGCUGCGAACAGAUCCGCGCACUCGUUGCGGACCCUACCACGUCUGACUUUGACAGGAGCAAGCUCCAAGAACGGCUGGCCAAGCUCAGCGGCGGAGUAGCCGUCAUCAAAGUCGGUGGAUCCUCCGAAGUCGAAGUAGGCGAGAAGAAGGACAGGUACGACGACGCGCUCAACGCUACCCGUGCCGCUGUAGAGGAAGGUAUUCUUCCAGGCGGAGGCGUAGCCCUCCUCAAAGCCUCCCUCCAGCUCGCUACGAGUUCUCCAGCAGCUGGGUCGACGAGUUCCCCCGUCUCACCCGACGCCAAACCCAUCUCGACAAUCAACUUUGAUCAAGAAUUGGGCGUGGCGAUUAUUAGAAGGGCAUUGACCAACCCCGCACGAACGAUACUGACCAACGCCGGUGAAGAAUCUAGCGUUAUCGUUGGUACGCUUCUGAAAACCUACGGGGGAGCGGACAAGUUUGCGUGGGGGUACGAUGCUGCGAAGGGGGAAUAUGUGGAUAUGAUCAAGGCGGGGAUUGUGGAUCCUUUGAAGGUUGUUAGGACGGCGCUUGUGGAUGCGAGUGGGGUCGCGAGUUUGUUGACGACGAGUGAGGUGUGUGUUGUUGAGAGUGAGGAGGAGAAGGCGCCCGGUGGUGGCAUGGGUGGUGGCAUGGGGGGGAUGGGAGGGAUGGGAGGGUUUUAA
Molecule: messenger RNA, 1811 nt
Organism: Laccaria bicolor S238N-H82
Lineage: Eukaryota; Fungi; Basidiomycota; Agaricomycetes; Agaricales; Hydnangiaceae
Exons: 4
Coding region: 18-1811 (597 amino acids)
Biological process (GO): apoptotic mitochondrial changes; protein import into mitochondrial intermembrane space; mitochondrial unfolded protein response
Cellular component (GO): mitochondrial matrix; mitochondrial inner membrane
Molecular function (GO): ATP-dependent protein folding chaperone; ATP binding; protein-folding chaperone binding
Source: RefSeq, a predicted model, not a curated record